This is a messenger RNA of Amoebophrya sp. A25, 843 nucleotides long. The record is from the annotation of a GenBank genome assembly. Lineage: Eukaryota; Dinophyceae; Syndiniales; Amoebophryaceae.
AGGAAGCGAAAGCAUAGAAUUUUGGCCUGGCCAUUGAUUUAUUACUCAGCAACUUGGAGUUUUCUCAAGGACAAAGCUAGCGGCCGAUAGGCCGCUUAUAAAUAAACAGAGCAUUUUUAUUUUAUUUUCGAUUAUUCAGUAUCAGUUUUCAUUCUUGGUGUUGGCUUUUGCAAAUCAACAAAUAUGAUGUUGACAUAUCGUUUCGUUCUUGCUGCGGCGUCCCUCAGCCUCCAGUCGGUUCUGGGCAGUUUUGUCAAAGGUAAAAAUGAGAAAAAGGACACCACCUUCCUGCCAGCCGAGAUCUGGAACCACGUGCACUCGUCUGGUAUGGAUGAUGUUUAUUCUCCCAUCUUUAUCAGACCAUGAUCGAGGCUCCUCCCUUAGUAGGUUGUGCGUUUGAUGUAGUGAGGGGAAUAGUAGGGGAGCCGUGAUCGUCUGGCCUUCGAGGGGAGAAAAAACAUCAUCCAUAUUCGGGGCGGACAAAGAGUUACCCCGCGGCUACACCUACGGCGAAAUGGAGACUACACGUAAAAACCUGGAAGCGUUCUAUCAAAAACUGAAGUACGCAGCAGUCGAUGAAUUGUUGAAACAGCGUUUGGGUUUGCCUUCGUCCUCUGAGUCUGUGUGUGCAUCAACGAACAAUACGGAAGGAGCUGCAAAGAUCGAACCUCCGUCCAAAGCGAUGGGAAGAGGAGGAGAACCUCCAUUCAAAGCGAUGGGAGGAGGAGAACCUCCAUUCAAAGCGAUGGGAGGAGGAGAACCAUCCAGCACGGCGAUGGAGGCAGGAGAACCGUCCAUCAACUCCAAGGUGAUGGAAGGAAAAAAGCAACAUCUUCUUUCUGA